AUGAGGUCCCGGCUACUGGUUCCUGUGGCCCACCUGCCCACGAUUCGGGAGACCUCGGAAGAGAUGCCGCCCGGGGGGCCUGGGCAGGAACCCCUGGCCUCCCCCAGCCUGGAUGACUACGUGAAGUCCAUUUGUCAGCUGGCACAGCCCACUUCAGUGCUGGACGCGGCCACAGCCAGAGCCCAACUUGGCAGACCGCCCCAGCCAGCCCAGGCCUUCGAGACGAACUGCCCUACUGAGUCCCUACGGGACAUCACUACCCGCUUCAUUGGCCAGCAGCCUGCACCGCCCAGGGAUGGUGCUGCUGACCCCUUGGACUGGCUGUAUGGGGAGUCCCAGGAAAAGCAGCCAAGUAGGAGGGACCCACCGAGGCGGACUGGCUCCUCUGCUGACCCCUGGGGUCCACAGAGACAGAUGGAUGGUGGCAAGGCCCGAGGGACCCCCGGAGGGAGACUCUGUGACUCCAGGGUGCAGGGGCACUCUCUGGCAAGGCCCUCAAGGGACCGGCACCAAGGCUCCUGGCCUUCCAAGCCACUCUGUGGGACCGCAGCCUCCCCCCCACCCCCCCGCCACGGCAGCAGCCUCAGAACUCUCUAUUUGCACCUCCCGGUGAUCCAUGAACUCUGA
Messenger RNA from Puma concolor (puma), 627 nucleotides. It is a transcript of the gene DEPP1, whose product is annotated as DEPP autophagy regulator 1. Gene Ontology annotation, biological process: regulation of autophagy. The record is from RefSeq and is a predicted model, not a curated record. NCBI's taxonomy places the organism in Eukaryota, Metazoa, Chordata, Mammalia, Carnivora, Felidae. Gene Ontology annotation, cellular component: mitochondrion.